UCCUUUUUUUAUAACGAAAGAAAAAGUGAGCAAUUUAGUAAACUUUUUAGACCAGAUUCCAUUGGUUCCACCUCUCCUCUAUGCUCUCUUCCCUCCACCCCCAACAUCGUUUGCGAGCAAGCCCUGUGCUACCCCCAUGGCAUUGAUUUUCCACUCAUCCAUCGGCCGCAAUGCAUCGGACACAUUAGCUUCUUGAUACUAUGUCUUCCUCUGAGACAACACAUCGUCGCGUUACCAGCAAGUAACCAUAGAACUCACCAUGUUGUCUGGAGCAUGUAAGAUACAGAUCGGUCACAUCCUAAAAAUGGACUAGUCAAGAUUAUGCCCCCUACACCUCGCUACAAAUGUUCUUUACAGCGUCAUUCUGCGCAUUCUGUAGGUCCAGAAUACGGUCUUCCCCUCCCCCAAAGAGAGAUCAUGGUGUAAUAUGCGCAAACAAGAGAGGAGUUUCUUUGUUGUCUUUGCUUAUAACAAAAUAGCUUUGGGCGGUUGGGGAGGCUGGUGCAGAUGUGUGAUAUGUAGCAAUGUCGGUCUGCUACUGUUUGCGGAACGACGACGAGAACGAAACAGGAUAUUUUAUUUUUGUUGUUUUGCAGUUCCGAGGAACCAAAAGAAUGAACCCUGUAGCGUUUGCCAAUGCCAUCCACCCCCUAAGCUAAUCUUUCCGCGGGACGGGCCAUGUGCGUACGUACAACGUUGCUAUUGUUAUUGUUGCUUGGUUGCUGUUGUUGCUAUUCUAUCUUUUGUAUUUAUAUCUAGUAUCAUUGCUUGAUGUAUCUGUUAUCAUUGCUGAUGCUGAUUGGAAUGGACAAUCUCAAAGGGGCGUCGAGAUGAUCUCGGCCAAUGCCAUACUUGGCAACUUUCUAAAACUUGUAUCAAUCAACAACAAUCAAACCUUAUCCCUCCUUUCCCCACCCCAACCCACCCCCAAGAAGAAUCGCUACUCUUCUA
Molecule: messenger RNA, 951 nt
Organism: Zychaea mexicana
Lineage: Eukaryota; Fungi; Mucoromycota; Mucoromycetes; Mucorales; Lichtheimiaceae
Exons: 1
Coding region: 428-772 (114 amino acids)
Source: RefSeq, a predicted model, not a curated record